UGCGAGGACUCAGUUGCUCACGAGCGUCCGCCGACUGAUGAACAUGGCUUCUUACACGUCGAAGAACGCGAGUGCCGUGCUUGCGAUGUGUCGUAAUGCUCUUUUCCUCGUGGUGGCAGUUGUGGCUCUUAGCAGAGCUGACAACGCCGAAAGCGGCUUGAAGGUGGAGAAGCUGUACAUGCCCGAGGUAUGCGACGUGAAGUCGAAGAAAGGCGACCAGCUGACCAUGCACUACACCGGCACGCUGCAGGACGGCAGCAAGUUUGACUCAAGUUUGGAUAGAGAUCAACCCUUCACUUUCCAGUUGGGUGUAGGACAAGUUAUCAAAGGGUGGGAUCAAGGUCUCCUAGAUAUGUGCGUAGGCGAAAAGAGGAAGCUGACGAUACCACCUGAACUUGGAUACGGCGAGAAGGGUGCUGGAAAUGUUAUUCCUGGUGGUGCUACUCUUACGUUUGAGGUUGAGCUCAUGAAUAUUAGCGAUUCUCCUCCAACCGCCAAUGUCUUCAAGGAAAUUGAUGCCGACAAAGACAACCAGUUGUCCCGCGAGGAGGUGAGAGCAAUGGUGAGCGACUACUUGCGGAAGCAAGUGAUAGAAGCCGAGCAAGCUGGCGCCGGGGAGAACGAAGACGUAAAGAAAAUGUUGGCUGAUCACGAUAAACUCGUGGAGGAGAUCUUCCAGCACGAGGACAAGGACAAGAACGGCUUCAUCUCCCACGACGAAUUCAGUGGGCCGAAGCACGACGAGCUCUGAAGUCUUCGACCCGCAUUAUCGCGUCUCCGAGCGCCCGUUGUCGGCGUCGUCACCACCUUCGCUGUAGGCGACGCCGCCGCGCCCCGCGCCACCACGUGUUCACCUCUGUAUAAAAUCGCCUCUUCGACUCCCCUCUCGGGGAUUCCCGAAGGAUCCACUGAUCGAUCGUCCCGAACAUACGCGUGCCCGAACUCGGAAGACCAACCGAAUUUACCAGCAAACUUUUCUGUCUCAGCAUCACCGACGGUCGCAAUGCGAGAGGAAUGCGGCCUUCGGGAAUCUCCGGCUCGUCGUGUCGCAUUCGUGUCCUUGAUCGUAGGAGACUUUCGGGAGUAGGUGGACAUUCGAUGAGAUCGACAACGAAAUUCGAGAAUCCGUAAAGUGAAACUGGUUUUUGCAGCUUUGAGAAAAGUCCUUCGAAGCUUCGAGAACUGUUCGAUGGCCGUAAACCCAUAGUUUGAAAAUUCCUUGACCUUUGAAAUCAAGGAUGUUCUGGAUAGAGGAUACGAAUUGCACUCGUUCGCGAGUCAUGUGUACGCACAGCAUUACUCGAGAAAUCGAGAACCUGCAGAGGGACUCUCGAUCAACUUCUGACGUAAUUGCCAUCUGAACUUCUUUAAUCCUGGCACAAAUUACUAGGAACAUCCGCAAGUCUUUCGUUAUCAUUUUAUACGUUUUUAUAAGAGAUAAAAUCUCAUUUUAAAAAUAUAUCAAUGAAUGUUCGAGUUACAAGUCUUACAACGGAAUUAUUUCUGCGUCUAUUUAAUUUUUAUAAAUUAUUUAGAAAAUAAUAAAACUUGAAUCAUAAUCUCUCAUUAAAUAAAAUUGCUGUUUGACAGAAGAUAAAUUAAAUUAUUUCUUUUCGUUGCGCUAAAUUGCUCCAGCAGUUUGUAAAUUUACACGAAAAUCCACGGAAUUCUCGCGGAUAUUUCUAGGCAGGCGACAUUCCGGCGCAACGACGCUAUUGUACAUUUUAAUAUGAUAUUACAAUAAAAGAAACAAAAAAUGCACGAAUGCCUGCUCGAGUGACUGCACUAUUAUGACGUGAUGUGAAAGGCUGUUCCGCGCUAUAUAUAUUAUAUAUAAUAUAAAGAGAAAAGGAGAGAUUGAUGAUAGAGCGAGAGGAAGAUGUGACGGAGAGAGUGUUUUUUCUACAUGAUUAUAAAUGUUAGCAUAACUCAAAAGCAUCGACGUAUGGUGCUAAAAAUCACACGCAUUCUGUCCUACUCUUAAAGCUUCCACCAACCCCCAACAAAUCUCCUUUAUCCAAACCAUAAUAAUUCCUCGCUCCAGAGUUGCGCACGCGAUAUUCACAUUAGGAGACGAGAAGAGGAUGAUGAAAAAGAAGAGGAUGAGGAAAUAUCUCGAGGAUGCGCAGUGGAGAUCAAUGUGGUCGCUCUUACGCGAGCUUCCCCUAUCGUCGCUAUCAUUAUUACAUUUUAACUGAUAUGUUUUUAUUACUACAUUAUAUUGUAUGUUGUUAAAGUUGGAUGAAGGUUAAUAAUAAAUCGUGUGUCUCGAGCACAAUUUGUUAUAAC
This is a messenger RNA of Linepithema humile (Argentine ant), 2289 nucleotides long. RefSeq names its product peptidyl-prolyl cis-trans isomerase Fkb14 (gene Fkbp14). NCBI's taxonomy places the organism in Eukaryota, Metazoa, Arthropoda, Insecta, Hymenoptera, Formicidae. Gene Ontology annotation, molecular function: peptidyl-prolyl cis-trans isomerase activity; calcium ion binding. The record is from RefSeq and is a predicted model, not a curated record.